CUUUGCUAAUAAUGCUACACGUCUUUAUGCUCGCCUUUAUCGUCUUCGUUCGCGCUUCGUUUCAGUUCAGUUCUUAACUAAUUGAAAAGUUGGUGUCUUUUGACUGUGAAGUAAUUUUUUUUUUAUUAUUGUGCAUAAAUUAAAAAUGGAGUGAAUAUUGUGAAAUUUUUUAGUCCAUUCGGAACUGUGAAAUUGUCCUCGGCUGGUCAUUGAUGACGUAGAUUAUGUGACAUCAGGAUGUGUGAAAGUUGAUCAAUCAAAAAAAAAUAUUUUUUUUGUCGCUUGUUUGUGUGAAAAAAAGCAAAUAUUUUGUGUCACAUGCUGUGAAAGGAAUAAAGUCAUAAAAAUAAGAAGAAGACAAUUUCUUACAAUUGAUAGAUUUUUGUGGCAUUUAAAAAUAAUUUUUUGAACUUAAAAAAGUCAGGUCUUCCGUCAUUGAAAGACUAUUCCAAUAAGAAUUCAACUUUCUAAUUCAAAAAUCUCAUAAAAAACCCAACUCAAUCCUUAUCAAUCUCUUCUUCCUCUAUCCCCAAUCUAUUCUUCUUUCAUCAUCCACCCGAAAACUCAAAAAAGUUUGUAUAUGAUUGUGAUAAACAAAACCCCACGUGUGAUAGAAAAUUCAUCAGAACUUUCAAUGGAAUCGGGUGAUAGUAAUGAUUGUGAGACAUCACAAAAUAAUCGUGCAGAAGAGAUGGCAGCAGCUGCAGCUGUCGUCUUAUCCCUGCAAAGUACAAUGGUGACAAGUCUACAGCAAGCUGCAAUGCUGCCUAUUAAUUCACCAGCAGCAACAGCCUUGAAUUUACAAGCAUUGGAAUCUUAUUUCACCUUACAACGACUUUCAUGCAAGUCGGAUGUAUUAAGAUUGACAUCGGGGAAUAGUGGUGGGCCAUUGCCAUCGCUUCAUCAUUUUGCCGCUGUAGCGUCUGCUAAUAAUCAAUCAACGCUAAAUGAAUUGUCAACAAUCAAGACGAGUGACUUGGUUGAUGAUGAAGACGAAGAAAUGCCAAUGAUGAUGACCGCAGACGAUGAUGAGAAUGAUGAUGACUUGGCGGUUGAGGCAAAUUUACCGUCGGAUGAUUUUUCAUUAGAUAACAACUUGCCAAGCUUAUUGAUGAGCUCAUCGUUCCGACAAAAAUUCAAUCAAGAAUUAAUGAAUAAGAAGACGACAGAAAUGUUAUUAAAGAAGGCAUCAUCGUCAUGUUCAUCGUCAACGUCAACAACAGGUGCCUUAAUGGCAGACGCAGCAGCUAAAAUACAACAAUGCAAUACGUCAUCGAAUGUCGUUGCGGCUCCUGGUGGUGCCACACAAAGACCAAAAAAGCAAUUUAUAUGCAAAUUUUGCAAUCGACAAUUUACAAAGUCGUACAAUUUAUUGAUACAUGAGCGAACGCACACUGACGAACGUCCUUAUUCCUGCGAUAUUUGUGGAAAGGCAUUUAGACGUGCUGAUCAUCUUAGAGAUCACCGAUAUAUUCAUUCCAAAGAGAAACCAUUUAAGUGCAGUGAUUGCGGAAAAGGAUUCUGUCAAUCACGAACACUAGCCGUACACAAAAUUCUUCAUAUGGAGGAAUCGCCACACAAAUGUCCCGUCUGCAAUCGUAGCUUCAAUCAACGUUCUAAUCUAAAAACACAUUUGCUCACUCACACCGACAUAAAGCCGUAUCAUUGCAGUUGCGGUAAAGUAUUUCGACGCAAUUGCGAUCUAAGACGGCACAGCUUAACGCAUAAUCUAGGUGGUAAUAGUAAUAGUAGUAGUAGUAGUAAUAACAUUAGUAAUAGUUCGACAAAUAAUAGUAACAAAUCACCAAGAUCGUUAUCAUCAUUAACCGGAUCAUCUGCAACGUCAUCAUCGACUGCAGUUAACUCAUCAAAUAAUAAUAACAAUAAUAAAUUUAAUAUUGAUUUAAUAGCAGCUGUUGAAUGAGAAUUAGUUGUGCAUUCUAUUUUUUUUAAAAAAACCUUACACAAGGCAUUUUUUGUAUCUCUUUAUAUUCCGACUUUAUUGAGUUGUUGAUUACUGUUGUGUGAACUUUAUUGAUUGCCUUUUGGGGCAUUUUGUCAGAAUUUUUUUGAGGUUAUGGUUAAGAUUGUGAGGUCUAGGUUUGUUUUGGUAAAUUAAGGAAACAAUUUAUGAUUAUACAAACUAUUUAGUUGAUCAAUGUGAUCAUUGGUUAAGAGUUAAAGUUAAAUCGUAUAGUUAGAGUUAUGAUACUACAAAAAAGUAAUUUUCAAAACCUAGUUUUCGAAAAUCUAACCUCAAAAACCUUAAAACGCAAAAAAUCACCAACACAUGGGCAAAACCUCCAAACCUCAAUUAGCCAAAAUCCAACAAAGAUUCACAAAAAAAUUCUGACAAAAUUCCACUCAAGGAACACAGCAUGAUUAUGAUGUGCUCAACAUUAUACACAGGAAAAAAAAAUACAAAUAAUUAUAAUAAUGUUUUUAUUUUUAUAUUAAGUAAGAUAACAAGAGAAAAAGAACAUUGAUGAGACUUUUUUGUGGUACGUAAAUUGAACAAGAAGAAUUGAAAUGAAUUAAGAAGAGAUGAAAAAGAAGAAGCUAAUAUAAACUUAGUUAUGAGGAUUAAUAUGAGCUUAUUUAUUGUUGAGAUAUUAGUGUGAUUAUUUGCAAUCGGGAUGGUAUGUUGGGGAUUUAUAAACGAAAUAGGAAGGUUUCAUUAAGGCAUACUAGCUGGGCAACUUCCUUUCCUUCAAAAGCAUGAGAAACUAGGCUAUCUUCUAGACUAUGAUUUAUACUCUGAAUCAGCGAUGGUCAACCCAUGUGCCACGAAAAAAAAUCGAA
Chironomus riparius is the source of this 2802-nucleotide messenger RNA. The record is from the annotation of a GenBank genome assembly. NCBI's taxonomy places the organism in Eukaryota, Metazoa, Arthropoda, Insecta, Diptera, Chironomidae.